Messenger RNA from Drosophila obscura, 3275 nucleotides. It is a transcript of the gene Hmx, whose product is annotated as homeobox protein Hmx. Gene Ontology annotation, cellular component: nucleus. The record is from RefSeq and is a predicted model, not a curated record. Lineage: Eukaryota; Metazoa; Arthropoda; Insecta; Diptera; Drosophilidae. Gene Ontology annotation, molecular function: RNA polymerase II transcription regulatory region sequence-specific DNA binding; DNA-binding transcription factor activity, RNA polymerase II-specific. Gene Ontology annotation, biological process: regulation of transcription by RNA polymerase II.
GAGACCGGGGGUUAAAAAUCUAGAGACUGAAACAAUAAAAAUACUAAACGAUCGCUUUCCCACACACACACACACACACACACACCACCUAUACAGUGACUGAGGCAGGGCAGAGGACAUGGAGGACUGAGACCUGAGACCGUGCCGAGGACUUUUGCGUCUGUUAACAGAAACAUUUGAAGUUAAAUGCGAAACGUUGAUCAAACGGUGCAGACGUGUCUCUCUCUCUCUCUCGGUUGCGCUCUCGCCUGCGGAAAAUCUGCGACAUUUUCCAUCGACAACUGAUUUUCGUGGCACUUAGCACUUGGCACCUGGCCCACACAGCAUUCAGUGAACUCUAGACUGGUGAAAAAGAUUGAUUGUGCUUGAAUAAAAUAAGAACUAAGUUGCCAAAUACCAAAUACCAAAACAAAACAAGUGCCAUGUCUUCCUCUGAGGCUGAAGUCGAUAUCAGUGUGGUGUCCAGUCCCGAGCCGAGUCCACUGGGCGCCGCCGGAAUGAGCAACGGCCGGGAUAGUCCGCUGGCCCGUUCGCCGGCCCGCUCCGCCGACGGUAGCACGCCGCCGGCCACACCAACGCACCGCUCCACGCCCAACACAGCCGCCGGCACGCCCACAUCCUCGUCAGCGGCCACAACGGGACACUAUCACCACAGUCCCAAUGGAGGCGCUGUGCCGCCGGCGGUGCUGCACCACCAUCUGCAGCAUCAUCUGAGCACGCUGGGCGGCCAUCCGGUUGCGCUGCACCAUGCGCUCCACAGCUUCGGGCAUCUGCAUACCGGACACGUGGCCACACAUCCCGCACUGCUGCAGCACGCCCUGACCCCCACCGCACACCAGCACAUCCAGCAGCACCAUGGGGAGCGGCUCAGUCCGCCGCCCAAGUCGCCGGACCGAAAUGGCUGCGAGGAGUUGCAGGGCCACAGCCUGAACAACAACAACAGCAAGACACUGAACCACAACAACACUUGCGCCUCGGCCGCGGCGGCAGCGGUGGCAGCAGCGGCGGCGGCAGCAGCGGCCUCCAUUGGAGCCAACAGCAACGACAGCAACGGGAGCAGCAACGGGAACAAGGCCACCACGGGCUCGAACGGCUUCACCAGCUUCUCCAUCUCCAGCAUCCUGAGCCGCAGCGAGCCGGCGAAGAAGAACGGCGCCUCCACACUGAUAACGCCGAUCCCGCAACUGCCACACCCGGGUCCUGGCGGACCCCAGGACGCAGCCAUGCUCUCCAGACUGGGCUUCAUCUCGCAAUGGGGAGCGCUGGCAGGGCGCUAUGCCGCCCUCUGUCCGCCCGGCUGGCCCUGGGCCCCACAACGCCUGCCGUUCCACAGUCCCACCCAUGACAGCUCCUCCACAAACACCACUGAGAAUCCCCCGUCGCCCACCUCCAUGAGCCCCAACCAGAGCAGCAACAACAACAACAACAACAACAACAGCAGCAGCACUGCCAACACGAACGGCUCGAGUCAGGCCAGCAGCAAGUCGCCCCCGCCCGGAGUGGUGUUCCCGCACCACCAUCCACUCUACCAGCCCCAUCAGCAGCAGCAGCAACAGCACCACCAGCAGCAGCAGCAGCAGCAACAGCAUCCACAGCAGCACCCACAACAGCAUCCACAUCAGCCCAGCACGCCCACCAGCAGCAACAGUGGCAGCAGUGGCCUGGCGCACCAUACGCACCAUAUGGCCGGGUCGCAUUCCGGGGGGUACAUGCUGCCCACCAGCUCCAAUGAGUCGGACGACGAUGGCGAGGAAAUCAUCGAGGAGGACGACGGCACGGAUGGGCCCUCGGACAGCUCCUCGCCGCACGGCGAUGGCAACGGCUCCAAGCGCAAGAAGAAGACGCGGACCGUGUUCUCGCGGGCGCAGGUCUUUCAGCUGGAGUCCACGUUCGACAUGAAGCGGUACCUCAGCUCGUCGGAGCGCGCCGGUCUGGCCGCCUCGCUGCGCCUCACGGAGACCCAGGUGAAGAUCUGGUUUCAGAAUCGCCGCAACAAAUGGAAGCGUCAGCUGGCCGCCGAGCUGGAGGCCGCCAAUAUGGCUAACAUGGCGCAUGCGGCCCAGCGGCUGGUGCGUGUCCCGGUGCUCUACCACGACGGCACAACAGCUGGCUUCGUUCCGCCACCGCCGCCACACCACCACCCGAUGCAGUACUAUGCAGCGGCCGCUGCACGCAACACCAGCCCCCCGCGGCCGCCGCUGUCGUCGCUGGUAUAGGGCGUGGGGUGCCUGGCGGCGCCCAUGUCGCUGAUGAAGCCGCCAACGCCCACAUCAAUGGUGCUAGCAAUGCCCCCGAUGCCGCCGCGCACGCCCGCUCCGUUCCUGCUGAGACACUGCUCGAUGGACGCCGAUUCGGAUGAGGAGAGGGAGCGCAUGGCCUUGGACGAGGACGAUGCCGCCAUCGAUGUGGAGGCCGAUGAGGAGCACGAGGCCGACACGAUGCACGAGACUCGAGAGACUCCCAUCCGGUCAUCGACACCAUUGACUCUGCCAUUGUCCAUGUCUCUUCCUCUGCCUCUGGCGGAGGUGUGCACAAAAAGCGGCAAUUGCCUGGAACGCAACGAGAGUCUGGGCACCGGCUCAACUCAGUCGAUGGAGGCCACUUCCACAUCCACAUCCACAUCGUCUUCCGUUGCUGCUGAUGCUGCUGCUGCUUCAGCUGAUGCGGAUAAAUCGAUAAACCAAAAGGCUUACUGAGACGAGCCGAGCCGAGCCGGGCCGGGCCGAAUAACCGUGGCCACGUCCACACCAAUUGGUUUCAACGCAAUCCAAGCAACGGCUUACUCCAGUCCCGCUUGACAUGCCCAACCACAACCCCAACCCCAUCAUACCCCUAACGAAAUCUAUAAAUGCCACGGCAAAAAGUUUUUGAUAGUUUGUUCCUAAAACUCUUGUAAAUACUUACUUACUGGCUGGUCGGGGGCUAAUCCCGCACAACUGCUCUGCUCUACUACUAUUCUCCUAUGCCCAUGCCCUGUAAAUGUAAAUGUCUCUUGCUCAAUAAGAUUUAGGCUUGUAAAUUGUUCGUGCGUUUUGCUUUUAGCGUAGCCAAGGCCCCUCCACCGUGUACAUAGACCAUAUAUAAAUAUGCAUAUACCUUAUAUUAUAGGUGGGUGUGGUGUUUUUUGUUUCUGCUUCGAAAUAUUUCAAUUGCUGGUCAAGUGUAAGUGCAGCUCGAGAAAUGCUAAGCCCAUCCUCUUCGGUUCUCUGGCCCAACCAAACCAUGAUUGCUAGUUAAGUGUUAUUCGUAAACAGAGAAUGCGGAGGGAGGGAGGG